AUGCAUGUGUAUGAUAUUGAAUUAAUAUCCUUAUUGCAGAAUAGGCCGAAAUUUGGAAGUCUUUAUACAGAUCAAAUAUCAAAAAAAGACAUUAGUUUUCAAUGUUUAAAGCAAUCUUUUCUGGAUAACAAUGCAAAUUUAAACAUUAGUGUUCAAGAUGAAAUUAUUAAUAGCAGAUCAAGCUAUUUAAUACCACUCUUAGCAUCAGAAUACCCUAACAAACUCUUAACUGAGUAUAGGUCCCUAGAUUUAGAGUUGCAAAUAUUAAGAAAUUCUGUCCAAAAAUCUACUUUAGAUAACUCAACAAAACUUAUUAAGAGAAAUAAACAAGUUGUUGGUGAGGUUAGAAAGAAAUUUAUCGAUUUUGAGAAGAAAAUAAAAGUAACUAUUAAUAAUGUUUUCACAACCAUUAUUGAGAGAUCAAACUCAAACCAAUUGUUAUUAUUGCAGAAGUUAUCUCAGUUCAGAAAGUUAACCAUUUUGAGAAAGAUAUUAAAACUUUUAGUAGAAUUGGUUGAAUUGCCAAACCUUAUUGAAAGUUUUAUUUCUGCAAAUAUGACAGACGAAGCUUUGGAUACUCUUGAAUAUAGUGAGUCAACUAUUAAACUGUUGGAAGCUUCAGUUUCCUGUAAUAAAAUUUGGCAAAAUGAAGAGCAGACUUUUAUUUCAACUCUUAUUGAAAAAACGAAACAUAAAAUAAACUUGGUAAAAGACUCACUUUACUUAUUAAUAAGGUCUAGACUAAAUUUUGAUCAACUAUCCCUUUUAAGUACUCUGGAAACAAUUGGCCAUCUUAGAAGAUUAAUUUGCCUUAAUAAUGAAAUAAUUGCAGUUAAACAUGGUUUUUUAGAAGAAAUAUGUUUCCGGAAUAAAAUUUACUCAGAAACUGAUUAUGGGUUAACAGAUUGCAUGCUUGCGAAAGUCUUUUUGAUAGCUAGGAGUGAAUUCAUUGAUAUUGAAUACAGAAAUAAAUCUAUUAUGCUCACAAAAUUGAAUUCCUGUGCAUCUCUGAAAUUCGCAACAGCACUAUUCGACUCACCACUGUUAACCGUAAUAUCAACAUUCAAUUCACUCUUUUCAGGUGGAUACGAGUAUGUUUGGCUAUCUAGUAGUUGGGUGAAUAACUAUAUCAAUUGGUUUUUUUAUUUUUUCAAAAAAACGCUAACUUUAGUAAAGAACAAAAAUUUUGAAAAAAACAAUUUGGUUCCAAUUGAUUGCACAAAUAAAUGCUUUCUACCAAAGUCAUUAUCUACCAAGACGAUUUACAUUGCUCAAUUUGACUUGGAUAACAUUCCAAUUACAUUUUCUUCUUGUCAAGAUUUAUAUUUACAACUUUACAACGUAUUUUCAUUUUCAAAACCUACUUUAUUAAUAAGUAUAUCUUUACUUGAAAACUACAUGAUUGAAUAUUAUAGAAAAAUGCUUGAGUUCUGUAUGGAUGUAUUUUCAUUUGAGUUUAAAGAAUAUAACUGGAAUAAUGAAAUACAAACCAAUAAUCUUGAAAUUAGUAAAAUUAGACCAAUCUCUAUUCUUAGAAAUGAAUUUGCAAAUAUUCUCAAUGAGAUAAAACAAUGCUCAUUGAAAUCUUUAAAAUCUUUUAUUUUGGACCUUACUGAUGAAUUUUUAUCAUUAAUUUUGAUCGAAAUGGAAGAUUUAAGAAAAACCCAUAUUUCAAUCUCAAAUUCACCCCAAAAUGAAAAUGCGUCAGUAAUAAACAUUGAUAAGAUUAUUUCACUGUAUAAUAUUGAAGUUGUACCAUAUAUUCGUUCUUCAAUUUCUUCAAUAUACAAUAAUUAA
This is a messenger RNA of Cryptosporidium ubiquitum, 1797 nucleotides long. RefSeq lists its product as uncharacterized. The transcript has a single exon. The record is from RefSeq and is a predicted model, not a curated record. Bases 1 to 1797 code for a protein of 598 amino acids. NCBI's taxonomy places the organism in Eukaryota, Apicomplexa, Conoidasida, Eucoccidiorida, Cryptosporidiidae.